GUUGCGCGCCCGAGUCGUUCAAAUAUCGAACUUGUGCAGUCAGACCCCAGCCGUUGUGCAAUGCCUAAGUCAAAGGAAGUGCUGUCCUCCACCUCAGACAGUGACUCUGAUAGUGAGGUUGACACAAAGUCCAAGAGAAAGAGGCAGGCCACACCAGAGAAGCCAACAAAGAAACAGAAGGGUGGGGAGACUUCAAAGGUGGCUGGAUCCUCCAAGAGCAGCAGUAAGAAAGAUGACAACAUGUUCCAGAUAGGGAAAAUGAGGUAUGUGAGUGUUCGGGACUUCAAAGGAAAAGUUCUGGUUGACAUUCGUGAGUAUUGGAUGGACCAAGAGGGCGAAAUGAAGCCGGGAAGAAAAGGCAUUUCACUGAACCCAGAGCAGUGGAACCAGCUGAAAGAACAGAUCGAUGAAAUUGAUGAAGCUGUGAGGAGGAUAUAGGAGAUCUAUGGACUUCUCCUACCUGGAUUGUUUCUCCACUUCCAGUGUUUCCAAUUUGUUAUAAAGAUGUUUUAUACAGUAAAACCAUUUUAAGUGUAUGUACGCACUGUGAGUUCUGUGUGGAUUUUAAUUGCCCUGUACAUUACAUAUAAUUUGUCAAAUGAACGAAGUGUUGUUCGUACAGCGGUGCUGGUUUUGAAAGGGAAAUGGGAUAUCUUGGGUUUCAAUUAAGGCGAUAAAAAAUGUAAUACCCA
Molecule: messenger RNA, 692 nt
Organism: Chanos chanos (milkfish)
Lineage: Eukaryota; Metazoa; Chordata; Actinopteri; Gonorynchiformes; Chanidae
Gene: sub1a
Product: SUB1 regulator of transcription a
Exons: 5
Coding region: 61-438 (125 amino acids)
Biological process (GO): positive regulation of transcription initiation by RNA polymerase II
Molecular function (GO): transcription coactivator activity; DNA binding
Source: RefSeq, a predicted model, not a curated record